Messenger RNA from Bacidia gigantensis, 618 nucleotides. RefSeq lists its product as uncharacterized. The transcript has a single exon. The record is from RefSeq and is a predicted model, not a curated record. Bases 1 to 618 code for a protein of 205 amino acids. NCBI's taxonomy places the organism in Eukaryota, Fungi, Ascomycota, Lecanoromycetes, Lecanorales, Ramalinaceae.
AUGGGGGCAAUUCAAUUUAUUGAGAACCUGGAUAGGACGUCCCUGACAGUCUCAGACGAAGAAUUCGAGAAGAGAGUAGAGGAAGCAGUCUCAGUCAUCACCGAGCGUCAUCAGCAAGCAUCUGUGCCGAAUACGCUAACUUUCCAGCCCACAAAUCAUGUCCAGAUCUCCGAAAAAGGCACGAUCAGCCAGCCUCAAGUAGCUAGAAAUUCCAUUGAGGCAGAAAGCCGGUCGCCAAGAGUUUCUGGCAACAGCAACUUGGCUGGCAAUGGCCAACCAGUCGAAGAGAAAAACCCCAUGAAUGGACUUCUAAAAACGAUCCAACGCCCACUCUCGAGCUUAGGAAAGAUUUUGACUGAUGAGUCUUCUAAUAAAGUCAACCCCAAGCCCCAAGCCCCACCACAACCACCACGUCGGCUUUCGCCUGCAAUGUUCCAACCACCCCGUCAUAGUGAAGAGCACGAGCGGCCGAGUCCGCAGUUUUCAGCGGCUGAGCAGACGAGCCUGAGCCAGUCAAAAACUCUAAGGGCAGAGGAUGCAGCUGCUCGACAAGCCAGUGCUGAAGCAGCUGAGGCGCAGCGAAUACAACAGGCAGAGCACAAUAACGUGGUUGAGUAA